CAUUCCUCACCUCGCCACAUCUCUCUCUCUUUUAAAUCUCAAAACACAAAGCAGUAAAGCUCAAAAUUGAAAUGGCGUCUUCCACCAUUUUCAAAUUGUUUGCUGUUAUCUCUCUCUUGAAUGUCUGCAUUGCAUCAAGAGCAACCCCCAAAUCUCUAGUUGAAGAUGUUCAAACUCAGCUGCUGAAAUACCACAAAGGCGCUCUUCUCCAAGGCAGAAUCUCCGUUAACCUAAUCUGGUACGGCAAAUUCACGCCUUCUCAGCGCGCAAUCGUCGCCGAUUUCAUCACCUCCCUCUCUCCUUCCUCUCCGUCGCAAUCGCAGCCCUCCGUCGCGGCGUGGUGGAAGACCACAGAGAAAUAUUACCAUCUCGCUUCAGCGACAAAACCGUCACUUUUUCUCUACCUCAACAAGCAAAUCCUCGACGAUUCCUACUCGAUCGGAAAAUCUCUCUCUCAGAACCAGCUCGUAGAUCUGGCGUCCAAAGGCGAGCAGAUGAACGCGAUCAACGUCGUGCUAACGGCGUCCGACGUUGCCGUCGACGGUUUCUGCCAAAACCGCUGCGGUACUCACGGAUCGAAAUCGGUCGCCGUGAAGGGGAAAAAUAAGAAAUUCGCCUACAUUUGGGUGGGGAACUCGGCGACUCAGUGCGCCGGCUACUGCGCGUGGCCGUUCCACCAGCCGAUCUACGGUCCGCAGACCUCUCCAUUGAUUGCUCCGAACAACGACGUCGGCGUCGACGGAAUGGUGAUCAAUUUGGCUGCACUUUUGGCCGGAACCGCGACGAAUCCUUUCGGAAACGGAUUCUAUCAAGGAACUGCCGAUGCGCCGUUGGAAGCCGCGACGGCGUGCCCUGGGGUGUACGCUAAGGGAGCGUACCCUGGAUAUGCUGGAGAUUUGCUGGUGGAGAAGACGAGUGGUGCAAGCUAUAAUGCGCAUGGUGCUAACGGCAGGAAAUAUGUGCUUCCUGCGAUUUAUGAUCCUUCCACCUCCAAAUGCUCCACUUUGGUUUAAAAAUUUAGUGUUUAGGAAUAUAUAUUUUACAGUUGAAAAAUGUAGUAGUAAAAUUCAUUUAUUCAUUUUAUUUGUUUGAUGUAAAGCAAAUGGAUUUGGUUUGCUUUAUUAUUAUGAGAAAAGAGAUAUAUUUAUUGGUCGAA
Molecule: messenger RNA, 1156 nt
Organism: Salvia splendens (bonfire salvia)
Lineage: Eukaryota; Viridiplantae; Streptophyta; Magnoliopsida; Lamiales; Lamiaceae
Product: protein PHOSPHATE-INDUCED 1
Exons: 1
Coding region: 72-1013 (313 amino acids)
Source: RefSeq, a predicted model, not a curated record